CCAAGAAAAGCCUCUCAAGUCACAUACAAUUCAGUUUGCUACAACAAUGUCGAAACCAGGGAAAGUAUUACAACCGAUCCAACAGGAAGGCGCCGGUGCAAUAUGCCUCUUAUUUGGCUGAAGAGGAAACCAUACCAGCCCGAUUUUCGCCUGCUAACAUCUAAACCUAACAUCCUCCUCCUUCCCACGAAGUCCCCGCCCUAAGGGCGGAGUAUUUUUUAGCGCGAGGCCUGGCGGGAGUUGCAGUCUGGGCUGUUGUAGUCGUUCGAGUGUUCUCAUCUUCUCCCGUGAGCGUCUGGAAAGCCGCGGUCGGUUUUGUCCAGUGUGACCGAGGCGACGGUAAUGGCAGCGGGCAGGUCUGUGCGAGCGGCGCGGAGUUGCUUGAGCCCUUUUUGGCACCACUUGAAUUACCCUCCGUUCCACUCCAACAGAGGUUUGCUGUUCGCCUUCAGUACCGCUGCACAACAAAAGAGCACAGGGGAUGAUUGUGGUCCAGAAGAUCCUCAGAAUGAACCUAGACAGAUCUUGAGGGGGGAAAAUUUAGAGCAAAAGACUAUCAAGCUAGAAGAACAACUCCGUGUCUUAACAGAACGAUACCAAAGAGCCCUAAUGGAUUCUGAAAAUGUCAGGCGUAGAACACAAAAGUUUGUUGAGGAUGCUAAGAUUUUUGGCAUCCAAAGUUUCUGCAGAGAUCUGGUAGAAGUAGCAGAUAUCCUGAAGACAACCUUGGAGAUUGUUGUAGAGGAAGAUAGUGAUCCAGCUCUGGCCCUGAAUAAGAUCUGUGAAAGCCUGACUCUUAUAGAAGUCAAACUACAAAGCAUCUUUACUAAGCAUGGCCUGCAAAAAAUGAACCCCAUUGGUGGCAGAUAUGACCCCUAUGACCAUGAAAUAGUGUGUCAUGUGCCAGCAGAAGAUACGCAAACGGGCACUGUGGCUUUAGUGACACUGGAUGGUUAUAAACUUCAUGGCCGCACUAUCAGACAUGCACAUGUAGGUGUGGCAGUAGAAUCUCAAGAAUCUGAUGAACCUGUAUCUUAGUAAUUGGGAUCUUAUGAACCUAUUUCUUUUGUCCACAUCAUUACUGCUGCUUUAUUUAUUAAGCCACACUGAUAUGAUUUGCUGGUCUCUUGGGAUUGGCAUGAUAAUUUGGCCUUCCCUUUCAAGAUGUAGUUAUUGAAUGCUAGUUUUUCCUGUUGUGUAAAGAUAUGUUUUUUUGAUUGUGUCACAAAUGUAAGGAGUGAUGUUCUCUUUUCUGUUGUUGAUUUUAAGCCUGCAUUAAAAGGAAUGUAGGAUUCAUUCCAACAAUGCACAGACCUAUUGAAAAGUCAGUCAGUAAAAUCCCAUUGAUUUCAAUAGGUCUAUUCAAGGGUGACUAAAACUGGAACCUGUUCUCUGAAAAAAGCCUUUUCUCCAAGAUUUAUUUUUAAUCUGCUUGUUAAUCUCGCUAUAGUUCCCAUUUUGCUUUUUUAUAGUCUGUGGUAUACAUUUCAUCUGAGCUUUAUUUACAGUAACCCAGAGUCAUUCUUAUUUCAGUCUGGUUUCUUUUUUCAAUUUAUGUUUUUAUUCAUGUGUUAUUUGAGACAUUCUCCUUAAGCAAUACAAGACUAAUGGAUUUUUCAUCUUUAAAUAUAUGGACAAUGAUAGCUCUGUGGUUCUUUGAUAAUUGGCCAAGAAUAUGUUUUGGAGAAGAUUCUAGGCACCACUUAACCACUUAAGUCCAAGACUGCCUUCCUUCUGAAGCUGUUUUUAACUGUACUUGGGCAUUUGUGUUUUGAUGUGACCUGAGAAUGCAUGUGCCAUGUCUAUGUGGUUUGAAGCUUCAACACUUUUCUUUUUGAAUGUUUCUUAGAUUUGGUUUUGCAUCUCAAAAUUUCCCUGAGUGCCUUGGCCAGUAAAAGUAUAUUCUCGGUCCUAAAUUAUUUGUGAAAAUGGAUUCGUAAAUAUAAUCUUUGUUUUCUUGAACUUUUCAAGAAGCUGCUUUUAAGCAGGGAUAUGAUACCUGUCUAUCUUACAAGAGUGGUUUGGCUAAUUAAAAAUUGUAGUGUGUUUUGAAGGUGAACAUCUCUUUGGGGUACUGAGUAAUACAGGAGUUUAUUAUGCCCAGCAAAAUAAUUUAUUAAUUUGUUUUGCUCUAAAUUAAUUUUAAAUUUGAUCUUCCACAUUAUGAUCUAGCUAGUCCAAAAACUCACAAAUUCUCCAUCAAGAUUUUCCACAUUUCCUAAAUUGGCUUAAUUCAAUAAAAGGUCCUCUAAAUGUAGCAUUUUAAAAAGGGGAAAUCAAUAUUUAGUGUAAAACACAUGUCUUACAUGGAGCAGAUCAGUUCAUAAUAUUUCAGGUUGUAAAAUCUCUUGCAACUAUAUUGUGAAGGAGCUUCCUUUGGGAUUAUGUACUGUACUGUCUAACUCGCAAUGACUGGAUAAGAUGAACCAGUGAACAGCAGUGUAAGAAUUGUGGACUGUUAAUAAUUCUGCAAAUAAUCUGCUGCCAUUUUCCAGCACAGCUUGACAUAUUAUCACCAAUGAUGAAAAGGGAUAGUAUUGGCCUUUUUCAAUUUUGGGAUAAUGACUACGCAGGUGUUACUGAGAAAAAUAUUAAUUUAGAAAUGAUUAGAUGUCAUCUGUUUUAUGUUUAAUUUAGUUUUUUUUUAAAAAAAUAAAAAUAAAAGUUACAGACUCA
Crotalus tigris (Tiger rattlesnake) is the source of this 2676-nucleotide messenger RNA. RefSeq names its product GrpE like 2, mitochondrial (gene GRPEL2). Lineage: Eukaryota; Metazoa; Chordata; Lepidosauria; Squamata; Viperidae. Bases 343 to 1038 code for a protein of 231 amino acids. Gene Ontology annotation, molecular function: adenyl-nucleotide exchange factor activity; protein homodimerization activity; protein-folding chaperone binding. Gene Ontology annotation, cellular component: PAM complex, Tim23 associated import motor. The record is from RefSeq and is a predicted model, not a curated record. Gene Ontology annotation, biological process: protein import into mitochondrial matrix; protein folding. The transcript is spliced from 4 exons.